GAGGUUAUAUACUCUGGGUUUUACUACGACGGUACAUUUAAACACAAACGUGCAGCGUGGAGUCACGCAAGAAAGGACCCACAAAACACUCAAAAAAGGAUCUGUUGUCAAGAUUUGAUAUUGUUUUGGGGGACAUGUCUCACGUCCAACUGUCCAGUAUCGCCAUGGAGAGGAUGGUGGCCCGGAGGACCUUCCCCCUCCAUAAACGCACCAGCGUCUGCCGGAACCUAUUUGGACCGGUGGACCACGACGAGCUGAGCCGGGAAAUGAGCAUCAAGCUGCGGGAGAUUUCCGAGCGCGACCGGCAGCGGUGGAACUUUAAUUUCGAGGCGAACACCCCCCUGGAUGGGGACUAUAAGUGGGAGGAGGUGCCCUUGGAUAAGGCCCCCGCGUUCUACCAGGGAGCGGCCCAGCGGGCCGCGGUGCCGCCGACGCCCGUCAAGCAGCACCCGGAGGGCGGCGUGCUGGAGCGCCUGGCUGCGCCCGAAGGGAGCGACGGAGCCCCGGUGGAGGUUAACCAGGAGAACCGCACUGAUAAGCUCAACGCUUGGAGGCUGGCCCACAGAAGGGCCCUCUGUGGGGGACGGAAGAGGCCGACCCCUGCGGACAACAACACGCACAUUACAGAUUUCUUCGUGAAGCGAAGGAAGGCUGCGGAUAGAAAGUGUGUGGACCUAAGCCUUCAGUCCAAGUCUCCCGUCCCUAUGGAACAAACCCCCAGGAAGAGGAUCCGCUGAUGGUUGGAUUUUUUUUGCACUACUUGCGUGGGCAUGUUUGAGGAUGACGAGAAGGAAGAAAGAAGAAAAAAAGGCAAGGGGCGUCCUGGGAGGGUGUGGGGGGUGGACUGUAGUCGCAGCCUCCCCAGCCUAGAGUGGACUAUAAGAGGCCAAGAUCGGCUGGCCACGGCGGGCUUAAGCGGAAGGAAGAGCAGCGCGGACCCAAACACCGGACCACAACCACCGGACUCUCAGGGCUGAACUUUGUUUUUGGGGUGGGGAAAGGUGGGGGUGGGGGGCAGCCUUUUCUAUCCAGUACAAAUGUAGCAUUCAUUGUUUGCUGCCACUCGACAGUGUUAAAUGUUUUAACAUCUGUGCAAUCCUUGAAAAAGACUUUAAAAAAUGUGUCUACACUGGCCAAAAGUGUACAGCUUUAUCGAGACAUCAGCCCUAUAUUGUGUUUCCUCUUGUAAAUGUAUAUUUUCUAAGCCUAUUUUAACUUAUAAUUUAUUUAUGUUGGUUUUCGUAUUUGUUAAAUGAAUUGUUGAUUUGUAUUUUAUUGACUUAUUAUUUGUGUUAUUGCUGGUGUAUUUGCAAUCAUGUAGUUUGUCCUCCCCCUGUGAGUGUAGCGUACACCAUAGCUGUCUUUUGUGUCUCUGAGCCAUUUUUAAAAAAUUGUUUGUGUCCCGUACAAGUGCCCUCAUGAGCAAAAGAUGAGAAUAAAACCGUUUUUUU
Messenger RNA from Dunckerocampus dactyliophorus (ringed pipefish), 1451 nucleotides. RefSeq names its product cyclin-dependent kinase inhibitor 1Cb (gene cdkn1cb). The transcript has 3 exons. Gene Ontology annotation, biological process: regulation of cell cycle. Gene Ontology annotation, molecular function: cyclin-dependent protein serine/threonine kinase inhibitor activity. Gene Ontology annotation, cellular component: nucleus. Bases 135 to 737 code for a protein of 200 amino acids. The record is from RefSeq and is a predicted model, not a curated record. Lineage: Eukaryota; Metazoa; Chordata; Actinopteri; Syngnathiformes; Syngnathidae.